AUGGGCUCCGAGCUGGACGUCGUCAAGGCCGAGCCGGCACCCCCGACCAGCACAUGGAAGGGCAAGAUCUGGGACACGUUCGACCUGCCCCCCGAGGAGCGCAAGCUGCUGUUCAAGGUCGACGCGGUGAUCCUCACUCUGGCCUCGGUCGGCUACUUUCUCAAAAAUCUCGACCAGGCCAAUGUGACGAACGCGUUCCUCUCUGGCAUGAAGGAGGACCUCGGCAUGCUGGGCAACGAGCUCGUCACCGCCAAUACCCUGUACACUGUCGGCUAUGUGAUCGGGCAGGUCCCGUGUAACCUGCUCCUCACGCGCGUACCGGCGCGCUACGUCCUGCCAGCGGUAAGCUUACUGCCAUCUGCGGGCGGCACUGACGAAAGCUGGAACUCGGAUGGGGAGUGUGCACCCUCGCAUGCUACGCCAUCAAAAACCCUCUACGCCCUCCGCUUCCUCAUCGGCCUGUUCGAGUCGGGCUUCUACCCCGGCAUCCACUACAUCCUUGGCGGAUGGUACACCUCGCGCGAGAUCGGCAAGCGGAGCGUCAUCUUCUGGGUGGCGGGCGGCAGUGGGCCCAUGUUCAGCGGAUAUCUCCAGGCAGCGGCGUUCAAGAACCUCAACGGGGUGAACGGGCUCGCGGGGUGGCGAUGGAUGUUCAUCAUCGACGCCAUCGUCACCCUCCCUGUGGCCGUGGCGAGCUUCUUCUUCCUCCCUGGUCUGCCGUUGCAGGACGCCAAGGACUGGUGGUUGACCGAAGAGGAACACGAGCUCGCCAAGGAGCGCAUGCUGCGCGCGGGGCGCAAGGGCAAAGAGCCUUGGACGAGGGCCAAGCUGGUGACUCUGUUCACGUCUUGGAAGACGUACAUGAUGCCCAUGCUCUACGUCCUCUGGAACAACGGGUUCGGCCAGAACCCGAUGGGGUUCUGGCUCAAGAGCUUCAACUCCAAGACCAACCCGCCUGUCCCGGGGCGCACGUACACCGUGCCGCAGAUCAACACAUACCCGACCAUCACGACCGCGCUGUGGAUCACCGGCGGGCUCGUGUUCGCAUGGCUGUCCGACGGGCCCUUCAAGGGCCGCCGCUGGCCGUUCAUCUACAUCGGCGCGUUCAUCACCCUCGCGUGGGUCAUCUCGCUGCGCCAGAUCCCGCUGUACGGCAGCAUCAAGACGCACUACGCGCUCUACUGGCUCCUGCAGAGCGGCGGCGGCGCAGGCGCGCUCAUUCUGGCGUGGAUCAACGAGGCGAGCGAGGACACCGAGACGCGCGCAAUCCUCGUCGCGUGGGCCAACGACCUCGCGUACAUCAUGCAGUGUAUCGGUCCCCUCUUCUACUGGAAGACCACCGACUUUCCCGCGGCGAAGAAGGGCUACGCGAGCCAGAUCGGCCUGCAGUGCGUCCUUGUGGCGUGGACGACGGCCGUGCUGUGGUUGCUUCGCAGGGACAAGCUGAAGGGGUUGAAGGUGAGGGCGGACGACGAGGGAUCGGACGCUCGCGACGAGCAGAGCAGCGACGGCGUCAACGAAGACUUGAAGGUCUAG
Messenger RNA from Vanrija pseudolonga, 1536 nucleotides. Its product is annotated as Pantothenate transporter liz1. The coding region runs from base 1 to 1536 and encodes 511 amino acids. The transcript has 14 exons. Gene Ontology annotation, cellular component: membrane. Lineage: Eukaryota; Fungi; Basidiomycota; Tremellomycetes; Trichosporonales; Trichosporonaceae. The record is from RefSeq and is a predicted model, not a curated record. Gene Ontology annotation, biological process: transmembrane transport. Gene Ontology annotation, molecular function: transmembrane transporter activity.